This is a messenger RNA of Durotheca rogersii, 1089 nucleotides long. RefSeq lists its product as uncharacterized. NCBI's taxonomy places the organism in Eukaryota, Fungi, Ascomycota, Sordariomycetes, Xylariales, Xylariaceae. The record is from RefSeq and is a predicted model, not a curated record. Bases 1 to 1089 code for a protein of 362 amino acids. The transcript has 3 exons.
AUGGCUUCCGGCGACCGUGUCACGCACCGCGCCCCGGUGAACGACGACGAUAGCGACGCUAUCGAGUUGGUCCCUGCGUCGGAGUUCGGCCAGGGCGACGCUGCCGAGUCCCAGAGCCAGGCCCAGGACCAGCCCGCUCAGGCUCAAGGCCAGCCCGUUCGUGCCCGCCUCCUGGCUGGGAUUGCCUCCGUGCUUGGCGGUGUUAAGGCCCAGCUUAUUCCUGCCAUUACCGACUCUCAGAGACCGGAUCAUCCCAAGACUAAUGUAACUUCUUUGACGAUCUCUCCCACUGAGAGUACGAUUGCCAUGGCCCCUGGUUCUUUUUUGGGCAUGACGGGAUCCACGUCUUCUUCAAUCUUUCCUACUCAAGAAAUCGUCACGCCAAUUAGCGCAAUCCAGAGACAGCCUCGUUGCGGACCUGCCACGGUCACCGCGACUAAUGGUGCUGAGAUUGGUGUAUCGUCUACUGCGGGUGGCUCGCCAACUGACCCCCUAAUCGUCACCGUUACGGUGACGUGCGUUGUCACACCGCCGGGGACCGAUUUGUUCUGUGGUCCAGGCGGUCAUGCCUCUUCUGCGUCGAGUAUUACUGCCCUCACUGGUCCUCAGCCACCCAUGUCGUCGUACACACCCGCCGUGACGUCGUCCAUUUCCCCGAACGGUUCUCAGCCUGCUACUUCUUCCAUGGUGUCCGCCCCGGUUCUCCAGUCGUCCUCGUCUGCCAUUUCAGCACGAACUACGGUAACGGACGACGCUGUGCCCGAGAUGUACUGUGCCAAUCCAUUUCGUUCCCACAUUUGGACUCCGUGUCACGAAGGCGGCGUCACCGCUCCCGGCACCGACGCCUGGUCAUCUCCAGGGUUUUCGAUUCAGCAAAUGAACCCCUUUUCGGUAGCUGUUCGCGCCGUAAGGAGUCUUCGGGUGAUUGUCUCUAGCCUCUUCGUCGAGGUCGAUCUAUUCUCACAGUGGUCCAAGCUCGCCGAGCCACUCGAAGACGACGAAGUGGUGCGCGACGCGCCUGAUAUAGAUACCAUCGAUAAGAUGACUAUAGUUCGACAAGGAGAUGAAGGCCAGAAAAACGAGUUGUGA